CAAUAAGCAUAGAAAAGCUACUGUAACACUGUUCCACAGGUCAAGCGUCCUCUCUCUCCCUCUCUAUCGUCCUUGAAAACCACCACCAUCCCCACCACUUUCUCCGCCGUGACCACUGCCAGCUAAAGUUUCAACCUUUCUCAUCUAUCGUAAGAAAAGAUCCAGACUUUUUUGCCAUUUCUACCACUUGAAGGAAUUCAUACAGGCUUUCCAUGGCUAAAACCCGACCCGGACUGUCCUCUUCAAAUCCCAAACCGGGGAAGAAAGACAUCAAUUCCUAUACCAUCCGUGGAACGAACAAGGUUGUGAAAGCUGGAGAAUGUGUGCUGAUGAGGCCAUCGGACGUCGGGAAGCCACCAUACGUGGCGAGGGUGGAGAAGAUCGAGUCUGACCACCGAAACAACGUGAAGGUUAGGGUUCGUUGGUACUACAGGCCCGAGGAAUCGCUUGGAGGCAGGAGGCAGUUUCAUGGAGCAAAGGAGCUAUUUUUAUCGGACCACUAUGACGUGCAGAGCGCGCACACCAUUGAAGGCAAGUGCACUGUCCACUCCUUCAAGAACUACACUAAGCUGGAGAAUGUUGGGGCCGAGGAUUACUACUGUAGGUUUGAAUAUAAGGCUUCCAAUGGAGCAUUCACACCCGACCGGGUUGCUGUGUAUUGUAAGUGUGAGAUGCCAUAUAACCCGGAUGACCUGAUGGUGCAAUGCGAGGGAUGCAAGGACUGGUACCAUCCUGCUUGUGUGGGCAUGAGUAUUGAAGCAGCGAAAAACUUAGAUUGCUUUACCUGUGAGGAUUGCAAGAAAGAAAUGAAAAAGUCUCAGAAUGGAUACCAUGAAUUGCCAGCUGCAGAAAACAAGGUGGAAGCCAAACGCCGGAAGAGAUAAAAGUGCAUCUGAUGUAAAGAAUGUACUAGGAGACAUCUGCUUGCAAAAUUAGCUGGUAGGAUGUUUGUUGCAUAACUUGUAUGUAUAGUGCAGCAAAACAAUGGCGUGCUUUGUUCAAACUUGGGCCUACUUUUAUUUAUGUGUUUGUGGUGCUUGUUGAUGUGCCCAGAUUUUCUGUUAUAAUCUAUGUCCAAGGAUAGGCAAAAGGAUUAAUUCCAUUUAGAUCAGUAACCUUCAACUGCAUUUCAGAGUAGGCAAAACAAAGAAUUCUCUGUUUUGGGAGAUGCUCUAUAUUUGAAUCCACCCUAGUUCCUGCCA
Molecule: messenger RNA, 1202 nt
Organism: Tripterygium wilfordii
Lineage: Eukaryota; Viridiplantae; Streptophyta; Magnoliopsida; Celastrales; Celastraceae
Product: chromatin remodeling protein EBS-like
Exons: 5
Coding region: 213-884 (223 amino acids)
Molecular function (GO): chromatin binding
Source: RefSeq, a predicted model, not a curated record